AUGCUUCGUCCAUACCUCAUACCCGUCUACUACGCAUACCUGUCCGUCAAGGCCCCACCGACGUUUCAUCCACUCCCGUUGUCGCGUAAUGCACACCCUGACUUGAGCCACCCCACCCCCCCCCCCACCAAGUAA
Molecule: messenger RNA, 135 nt
Organism: Plenodomus lingam JN3
Lineage: Eukaryota; Fungi; Ascomycota; Dothideomycetes; Pleosporales; Leptosphaeriaceae
Source: RefSeq, a predicted model, not a curated record